Messenger RNA from Coturnix japonica (Japanese quail), 1537 nucleotides. RefSeq names its product musculin (gene MSC). NCBI's taxonomy places the organism in Eukaryota, Metazoa, Chordata, Aves, Galliformes, Phasianidae. Gene Ontology annotation, molecular function: protein dimerization activity; RNA polymerase II transcription regulatory region sequence-specific DNA binding; DNA-binding transcription factor activity, RNA polymerase II-specific. Gene Ontology annotation, biological process: regulation of transcription by RNA polymerase II; skeletal muscle tissue development. The record is from RefSeq and is a predicted model, not a curated record.
GGACUCUCCGCGGCGGGGCCGCCCCGCGCUGCCCGCAGCCGCCUCGGCCGCCUGCCCUGCCGCCGCAGCCGCCGCCGCCGCCGCCUCCCCCCGGGGCCAUGUCAACGGGCUCCGGGAGCGAGGCGGAGGAGCUGCCCGAGAUGGACCUGAGGGCGCUGCAGCUGGACUACCCGGCGGCGGGCAAGCGGCAGCCCCGUGGCGAGCUCUACCCCUCGGGGGACAACUCCUCGGCGGCGGAGGAGGAGGAAGAGGAGGAGGAAGAGGAGGAGGAGGAGGAGGACGGCGAAGGCAGCUGCGCGGCGGGGCCGGCGGGCUGCAAGAGGAAGCGGGCGAGGGGCAGCGGCCCCGGGGGCAAGAAGGCGCCGUCGGGGCCGCGGGGGCAGGCGGCAGAGGGGAAGCAGUCGCAGCGCAACGCGGCCAACGCGAGGGAGCGGGCGCGGAUGCGGGUGCUGAGCAAAGCUUUCUCCAGGCUGAAGACCAGCCUACCCUGGGUGCCGCCCGACACCAAGCUCUCCAAGCUGGAUACGCUCCGCCUGGCCACCAGCUACAUCGCGCACCUCCGGCAGCUGCUGCAAGAGGACCGCUACGAGAACGGCUACGUGCACCCCGUCAACCUGACUUGGCCAUUUGUGGUCUCAGGACGACCCGACGCUGACACCAAAGACGUCUCUGCCGCCAGCAGAUUAUGUGGAACUACCGCUUAGCCAAAUUCUUUCCCUUAGAGCUCUGAGGGAAGUCUAUUUAAAGCAGUAAAGGAAGGAGACGCUGGAGAGGAGAGCUUUUACGAACUGGCUGCAGCCGCUGAAGUCUGAGAUUUGGAAAAGCCCUUCUUGUGCUUCGCCAUUCGUGCCGCUGCCUGAGGACCUGUUGUUCCGAGGUUAUCAAACUAAUGGAAGAGGAAAAGAAUGAUAUAGAAUUAACAGCAUGGACCAAAAUGCAACUCUACAAACUAACCCCAAACAGUGUUAUUUGUAUUCUAAAGCAAAGCAGUAUUUUAGAGUAGCUUCGAAACUCAGAUUUAUAAUAUAUUUUGAUGGCUUUUGUAUUCAUGGGUCAGGUUUACUGCAACUAUGCAAUAAGUGUAACCAUACUUUGUUUUUGUCCUUUCAACCGGAGUUUUCUUGAAAAUAUGUAAGCAGCUACAUUCUGCAUUUAGGCUGCCACCCAAUGGAAUGAAACUAAUUCCUUUGGUUAUGCCUUUAAGUGCCACGUGUAAGAAUGUGGGGCUGUCCCCAAUAUGAAGGCAGAACUUCCAUGUUUUAAUAUGGAAGAGAAAUUCUGCACGCUGAAAGGCCAGAGUGCAUGUGCUGUAAAGAAUGAGUCGUGUGAUGCUGCAAUACAGCAAGGAUUCACGACGUGUUAAACGUUUCUUCUGUACUGCUGCGCUUCUCUUUGAUAAGUUUACCCUCAAAUGAGUUCUAGUGAUGUUUCUUCACUAAUCCGAAUGCUGUAAUAAAAGGAGGAUGCCAUCAAAUAAGUUGCAAAUGUAAAUAAUUUUAUUUUUUUAUAAAUGACAUUAAAAGCUUGGUUACAACAA